UCUCCAUAGGCUGCCAUGCAUGACCAACAACAUUUGCUCCAGCCACAAAAAAUUUUUUCGCGCAGAUGUAAAACGGCGGUGUAACACUGCAGACGCGUUUAACGGUAUAACGGGCGAUUUGUCGAAACUUUCCUAUGCGAAGAAAAAAAAGAAGAAAAAAGUGUUGUGAAUAUAAUCACAUGGAAAAAGUGGAAGUGGUCGGGCGACAACACACGAUUUGUGGCUGUGCAUUUAACGAUUGAGUAGAAAAUUUAUGCAGCAAAACAUUUCGAUUGUUGUAAACAAAUUAACUGCUUGGCUUUAGUGGGCGCAUGCGCCACCGCAAACGCCAUCGGUUGAUCAGGAGAAAUGCCUUAAAUGCGCAUACGUGAAAGAAAUCUCUCAAGUGUGCAUACAAAAAAAUUCCAACAUUCUCCAUCGUCGAACGUCACACGUCUCCUGCGCGCCGUCGUAACGACAACAAUAAAAAUAACAGUUGUUUGGUUGUGCAAGUAAAGAAAAUAACAAAUCAAAGAAAGUGUAAAAUUAGUUUUUGAUAAAACGAGUCUAGAUGAGUGAAAAGUGACCGAAUUGUAAGGUGCAGAAUACGUACGUGUGCGUAUGCGCAGUGUAAAAAUUACCGCAAUCACCGUUUUGUGCUACUCAAAAAAAAAACAUAAAUUCCCUUGUCAAUUAUCAAUUGUCAAUAAUUUCUAUUUAAAAAUCCACAAUGGUCCUCGGUCUUGGCGCUGCUGCCGGUGUCAUCUUCAAGGCAAGCGCCGGCUCGAAAGCGGCCGUCACAGCGGGUGCGGCUGCGGUGGGUGCCACCAAGUUGGGUGUUGCCAUUGCUGGCGCUAUCAAAAUCGCCACCACCGUGAUUGGCGUGGGCAAAUUGGCUAUCCUGCCUUUUCUGGUAGCUGCCAUAGCCUACUACAAUUAUGAUCUCUUCGAUCCGGAGAAUAGGCCAUUCAAUGUGCCAGAGGUAUCGUUGGCCUACGAUUUCAUCAUUGUGGGUGGCGGCUCGGCGGGAUGUGUGUUAGCUUCGCGUUUGUCAGAAGUGACACAUUGGCGAAUUUUGCUGCUGGAAGCAGGCGGCCAAGAGACGGAGAUCUCGGAUGUGCCGCUGUUGUCGUUGUACUUGCACAAGAGCAAAUUAGAUUGGAAAUAUCGCACCCAACCCCAGGACACUGCCUGUCAGGCGAUGAAAGAUCGGCGAUGUUGUUGGACUCGCGGCAAAGUGAUUGGCGGCAGUUCAGUGCUUAAUACUAUGCUCUAUAUACGCGGAAACCGUCGCGACUUCGACCAGUGGGCAUCUUUCGGCAAUCCUGGUUGGGGUUAUGAAGACAUAUUGCCCUACUUUCGCAAAUCGGAAGACCAACGCAAUCCAUAUUUGGCACGUAAUAAACGCUACCACGGCACAGGGGGGCUCUGGACGGUGCAGGACUCACCCUAUAAUACGCCGCUUGGUCCGGCCUUUCUGCAAGCUGGCGAGGAGAUGGGCUAUGACAUUGUUGAUGUAAAUGGUGAACAGCAGACCGGCUUCGCUUUCUAUCAGUUCAAUAUGCGUCGCGGUUCGCGCGCCUCCACCUCAAAGAGUUUCUUGCGGCCAGCGCGUCUGCGUAAAAACUUAGAUGUGGCGCUUUUCGCACAUGUUACCAAGGUACUGACGCAUCCGGAAACGAAACGCGCCAUCGGUGUGCAGUUCAUACGCGACGGUCGUCUGCAGACUGUUUAUGCUACACGCGAAAUCAUACUCUCCGCCGGCGCGCUCAGCUCACCGCAUUUGAUGAUGCUCUCGGGCAUCGGAUCGGUCGACGAGCUCCAACGUGUAGGCAUACCGUUAGUGCAGCAUCUGCCUGGUGUGGGACAAAAUCUACAGGAUCACAUUGCAGUGGGUGGCAUUGCAUUUCUCAUCGAUUACCCGAUUUCGAUUGUGAUGAAGCGUAUGGUAAAUAUUAAUACGGCUUUGCGUUACGCCAUCACCGAAGAUGGACCGCUCACGUCCAGUGUCGGCUUGGAGGCGGUUGCUUUCAUCAAUACAAAAUAUGCCAAUGCCAGCGACGAUUGGCCCGAUAUGAGCUUUAUGAUGACCUCGGCGUCGGUCAUGUCUGACGGUGGUUCUCAGGUGAAAAGUGCGCACGGUUUAGCCGACGAAUUCUACAAUGAAGUCUUUAGUGAAGUGAAUGAUCGUGAUGUCUUCGGCAUCUUUCCCAUGAUGCUACGUCCCAAGAGUCGCGGCUUUAUUAAACUAGCCUCCAAAAACCCGCUACGCUAUCCACUGCUCUAUCACAACUACCUCACACAUCCGGACGAUGUCAAUGUACUGCGCGAAGGUGUUAAAACCGCCGUCGCCAUGGGCGAGACUCAGGCGUUAAAGCGCUUCGGCGCGCGAUUUUGGAGCAAACCAUUACCGAACUGCAAACACUUGCCACACUUUACCGACGAGUAUUGGAAUUGCGCAAUACGUCAGUACACCAUGACCAUCUAUCACAUGUCAGGCACUGCGAAAAUGGGUCCACCCAGCGAUCCUUGGGCAGUGGUCGAUCCACAAUUGCGAGUUUACGGCGUGCCUGGACUGCGUGUAAUUGAUGCGAGUAUUAUGCCCACCAUUACUAAUGGCAACAUCCAUGCGCCAGUGGUAAUGAUAGCCGAGAAGGGCGCCGACAUGAUAAAGGAGCUAUGGCUCAGUAGCACGCAGUGGCGUAGCAAGCGACAGGCGCCUGAUUUGCAGCCCAUUUGCAACAUAACCGAAGCAAUGGGGAGCACAAGAAAAAGGACGAGCGUGGCGGGUGCCUAGCGAAAAUCAACGAACGGAAGUGAAGACACAUCCAUCCUUGGGCAGAGUAAUAGAAUAGAAAAAUAGUUCGAGAUUCAUUUGAAGAAAAUAAACUUUUGAACAGGCACUAAGGCAAUUGAGCAGUACUUGGUGUAGGGGUAGGAAAAGUGUGUUCUUUCGAAUAAGUUUGAUAGCAAUUUCUUCAAUGGUCGAACUAUAAAUUCUGCUUAAAUCUAGCACUUGACCGCUGAUGCUUAGAAGCAGCAUUAAGUCAUUAGUCAGUUCAUUACUUAGUAGUUAAAGAA
This is a messenger RNA of Anastrepha ludens (Mexican fruit fly), 3060 nucleotides long. Its product is annotated as glucose dehydrogenase [FAD, quinone]. The record is from RefSeq and is a predicted model, not a curated record. The coding region runs from base 710 to 2776 and encodes 688 amino acids. The transcript has 3 exons. Lineage: Eukaryota; Metazoa; Arthropoda; Insecta; Diptera; Tephritidae. Gene Ontology annotation, molecular function: flavin adenine dinucleotide binding; oxidoreductase activity, acting on CH-OH group of donors.